UUUGCCUCUCUUUCCUCCUCCUCCUCUGUAGUCCUCUCCCCUCCUUUCCAAUCUCUCACCGCAAUCAUCAACCAUCUCCCACUGGUGACCUCCGGCGCGCAGAGCGGAUCCAACUCCGGCCUUGACUCACUACGACAAUCACUCCGCCGCGUACGGUGCCUUCACCAACAUGUCCGAUGUCAAGCUAGACACCACAGUCUUCUUCAAGCGCGCGAUCAAGAUAUUUGACGCCUUGAAUGAUGCUACGGGGGAUACUGCCGAUCUUGCGGAUGUCGAUGCGCUCCAGAUCUUUCUGGGCGACGCAGGUGACGACUCGGCCUCGUUUAACAAAACGGCUGCACUUCAGACCUACUUGCUAGGAUUUGAGUUCCCGUCCACCAUCAUCAUCUUUUGGAAGUCAUCCAGGAAGGUCACGUUCGUGUGCAGCUCGUCAAAGGCAAAGAUUCUACGGCAAUUGCAGCCUCAGCAAGGGGUUGAGAUUGAUGUGCGCGUGCGCGCCCCCAAGGAUGAGUCGACGGCUAGCGUCAUCCCCGACCUCGUUUUGUCGCUCGCCGACAUGAAGCUGGGCAUUAUUCCUAAGGACAAGGCGACAGGCAAGCUGUCUGAUGAGUGGAACACGGCCGUCGCCAAUGCCAAGGCUGGCCUUCAAACCGUGGACGUGACGGUUGCCAUGUCGGCCAUCUUGGCCGUCAAGGACCAAGACGAGAUUGAUGCGACGAUCACUGCGGCGCGGCUCGUCUCUACGUGUAUGGAAAAGUAUUUCAAGUCCAAAAUGGAGGCCUUGAUCGACCGAGGCACCGAGAUCACCCACGAGGCAUUCUCGCAGCUGGUGGAAGAGAAAAUCGGAAACGACGACAAAGCUGCCGACAUGAAGCUCUGGAACAAGAAUCCAAAGCUGGCGAACGUUGACUUUACUAAUACCGACUGGGUUUACUCGCCGAUCAUCCAGUCCGGUGGCGAUUACGACCUCCGCGUGUCGGCGUUCUCCAAUGAGAACAAGCUGAAGCCUGGUGUCAUCCUCUCCAGUCUGGGCAUCCGGUACAAGUCGUACUGUGCGAGCUCGGCGAGGACUUUCAUGAUCAACCCCUCCAAGAAACAGGAAACAAACUUCUCGACUCUCCUCGACGUGCGCCUGGAGGUUAUCAAAAUGUGCAAGGCGGGAGUCACCGCGAGGGAGCUUUACAACACUGCCCACGCUGCGUUGCAAGAGCGCGGUCUUGGUGGGCAUUUCCCCAAGAACAUUGGCUUCGCAACUGGCCUCGAGUACCGCGACAGCGCCUUUUUGCUUGCACCCAAGAACGAACGCAAGCUGGAGGCGAACAUGAUUCUUGUCAUCUCACUUGGCCUGCAGGAUCUGUCAGAUAAGAACGGCACCUACAGCCUGCUCCUCUCCGACACCGUCCAGGUCGGCUCCAACGGUGGCGCCUCCCUCACCGAAGGUUGCGUAAAGCUGCGCGACGUGGUCAUGGAACUGGACGAGGAGGAGGAGCCAGAACCCGAGCCCAAGCCCAAGCCUAAGGCUACCAAGCCGAAGAAGCCAGUCAGCAACGGGACCACCAAGUCGCCAGCGAAGACUCGCGGCGCAGCCGCUGGAAAGGCCACCCGCGGCGCUCAGCGCGAACAGAUCGAGUCCACUACCGAACAGCGUAUCAAACUGCAUCAGCAGGAGUUGCACGCGCAGCGGAAAGCAGCUGGCUUGAAGAAGUGGGCCAAUGGCGGAAAGGGUGGAGAUGAGGGGCGAGGCAAGGUCAUCAAGAAGUUUGAGUCAUACAAGCGUGAGGAACAACUCCCCGGUGUUAUUCAGGAUCGGCGAAUCUACGUCGACACUGCUCGCCAAUCUGUGAUCCUGCCCAUCAAUGGCUUUGCGACACCAUUUCACGUUUCGACUAUCAAGAAUGUCUCUAAAAUCGAUGAGGCUGAACACAUCGCCCUGCGCAUCAACUUUCAGUCGCCAGGACAGAUUGCGGGCAAGAAGGAAGACAUGCCUUUCGAGGAUCCAGAUGCGACGUUUGUACGCUCCCUUACGUUCAGGUCCAAAGACAGCAGCCACAUACAGAAAGUCCACAACCAAAUCUCUGAGCUCAAAAAGGCCGCCACAAAGCGCGAGGCCGAGCGCAAAGAGAUGGCCGACGUUAUCGAGCAGGAGCGACUGGUCGAAAUCAAAGGCCGCCAUCCCUAUAUCCUCAAAAAUGUCUUCCCCCGCCCGAACAUGGAGGGUAAGAAGAUGGACGGCAACCUCGAAAUUCACACCAACGGCAUUCGCUUCCGACCUGACGCACCCCCGGGGAGGCAAGGCGACAGGGACCACAAGAUUGAUCUGCUGUUUGGCAACAUGAAGCACUUGUUCUUCCAGCCCAGCGAGAAGGAGCUCAUAGUGCUUCUACAUGUCCAUCUCAAGGCCCCAAUUAUGAUCGGUAAGAAGAAGACAUGGGACGUCCAGUUCUUCCGAGAGGUGUCCGACAUGAACUUCGACGAAACGACUGGCAAGCGGCGCAAGGCACGUUACGGCGAUGAAGAUGAAAUCGAGCAGGAACAGGAGGAUCGUAGGAGGCGCGCCGAGUUGGACAAGAUGUUCCAGGCGUUUGCCAAGCGUGUGUCGGAUGCUGCCCAACAACAGCAAUACGAGAUUGAAGUCGACGUGCCAUUCCGCGAGCUCGGCUUCAACGGUGUGCCGCAUCGCACCAACGUCACAUUGAUGCCGACAACUGACUGCCUCGUCCACCUGAGCGAGAUGCCGUUCACAGUCAUCACUCUGUCGGAAAUCGAAAUUGUCCAUUUCGAACGCGUUCAGUUCGGCCUCAAGGCAUUCGACAUGGUGUUUGUCUUCAACGACUUCAAGAAGACCCCGGUCGCCAUCAACUCGAUCCCGGUCGUCCACCUGGACAAUGUCAAGGAGUGGCUGGACUCCGUCGACAUUCCCAUCUCUGAGGGUCCCGUCAACCUUUCGUGGCCUCAGAUCAUGAAGACGAUCAACGACGACCCCUACGAAUUCUACAAGGAAGGCGGUUGGGAGUUCCUCACAGGUAACGGCGAGUCGGACGAGGAAGACGAGAGCUCCGAGGGGUCGGUCUUUGAAGACGAGAGCGACGACUUUGACGAAGAUGAGAGUGACUCCGAGUCGGACUUCUCAGAUGACGACGCCGAUUCGGACGGCAGCGGCGGCGACUUCUCGGAUGAGAGUGGCGAGUCGUGGGACGCGUUGGAGCGCAAGGCCAAGCGAGCAGACGACAAGCGUACUGAUGAGUUCUCGGACGACGACCGCAAGAAGAAGAAAAAGGGGGGUCGUCGCUAGAGCUCUCGCUAGAUCGCGCUAGACUGUCGUGUAGCAUUGUGUGUAACAGGGCUCAUUGCCCAACGUGUGCUGUCGAUUCUGUCGCAUUGCAAUGGGAGCGAUGUAGCUUGACGGCGUGGAUUCUGAUGGUACUUUGCGGCACACACACCACUCACUUCGCUUAACACACCCUGCUGCUCACUACCCUCAUUCGACUACACGCAACGAACCACAC
Molecule: messenger RNA, 3506 nt
Organism: Cutaneotrichosporon oleaginosum
Lineage: Eukaryota; Fungi; Basidiomycota; Tremellomycetes; Trichosporonales; Trichosporonaceae
Biological process (GO): transcription elongation by RNA polymerase II
Cellular component (GO): FACT complex
Molecular function (GO): nucleosome binding
Source: RefSeq, a predicted model, not a curated record